Molecule: messenger RNA, 3231 nt
Organism: Gasterosteus aculeatus aculeatus (three-spined stickleback)
Lineage: Eukaryota; Metazoa; Chordata; Actinopteri; Perciformes; Gasterosteidae
Gene: traf3
Product: TNF receptor-associated factor 3
Biological process (GO): tumor necrosis factor-mediated signaling pathway; innate immune response; regulation of cytokine production
Cellular component (GO): plasma membrane signaling receptor complex; cytoplasmic side of plasma membrane
Molecular function (GO): tumor necrosis factor receptor binding; zinc ion binding
Source: RefSeq, a predicted model, not a curated record
CUGGGGGAUUUCCUGGGCGGAAGCAGCGGAGGGGGUUUCCAGUGUGAUCAGAACUUCGCUCUGGAUCUGAGAACUGGAUCCCGGUGACUUCACCCUCACAAGCACACAGGACCGAUAGAACCCUGAACCCGAACCAUGAGGAGUCCGCCUGAGGCCUGGAGGCUCCGAGGCAGCUGCAGGUUGACUGUUUGAAUCCCAGAGAGAGACCGACAACGGAGGAGCUGCUGAGUGGAGCUGUGGCCUGCGGAGGAGAUUCAUGUCAUGUCAGCGGGGCGGAGUGCUGACGGGAGGGAGGUGCAGAUUCCCCUCCAGCAGGUGGCGCCCUCCCUGACCCCGGCCCUCUCAGUGGCUUCGCCCGUUCACCGCCAAGUCAACCCCUGGCCCCCCAGCGACACCACGCCUCAAAGUGUCCCUGCAGGGUUCUUACCUCUGCACAAAGGAUUCAGAGACCACUUUGCAUUGACUCCAGAAGCUAAAUACUGCUGUGAGACCUGCAGCCUGGUCCUCUGUCAGCCCCGCCAGACGGAAUGUGGACACCGCUUCUGUCAGAGCUGCAUCAACGACAUUCUCAGUCAUCCUAACCCGGUGUGUCCAGCUGACAUGGAGCCUCUCUUCAAAGACAAGAUCUUCAGAGACGUCUGCUGCCAUCGUGAGAUCAUGGCUCUGAAAGUUUAUUGUCGCAGUGAAGCCAACGGCUGUCAGGAGCAGAUGAGUCUGCAGCAGAUACCUGACCACCUGAAUGUGUGUCCUUUCUUCGAGGUACCUUGUCCUUUGGGUAAAUGUAAGGAGCGAAUGAUGAGGAAAGAGAUUCCCGACCAUCUGAGCUGGAAAUGUAAACACAGAGAGACCAGCUGCGAGUUCUGUAUGACAAAGAUGCCUUUGACUGACCUGCAGAAACACAAGGAGACGGUGUGUCCAGCUUUCCCUGUGUCGUGUCCAAACCACUGCUCCGUCUCGUCCCUCCCCCGGAGUGAGCUGUCCAGCCACCAGAACGACUGUCCCAAAGCUCAGGUGUGCUGUCAAUUCCAGCGCUAUGGCUGCACCUUCCAGGGUCUGAACCAGGAUAUGAGGCAACAUGAGUCCACCUCGGCAGGCGAACACCUACGAAUGAUAGCCAACAAAAACUCUGUGUUAGAGAACAAGGUGGAGGACAUUAAAGGGGAGCUACUAGAGAGGUACAAGGUGCUUCCUGCUCUCAGCAGUCGACUUUCUGAACUGGAGAACCAGAGCGACGAGCUGAGGGAGAAGAACCGACAGGUGGAACAGAAGCUGGCCACUAUGCAGAAACUAAUGAGCUCUCACUCUGAGAAGCUCCUGGAGGUGGAACUGGAGCUUCGAUCUCUCCGUGUCCUCAGAGAUGAGGUGGAAAACUUGAGGGGAACGCUUGAGAAUGUCCGGACAAGACUGAACACUCUGGAACAAGGGGGGCGCAGCGGGACUGGAUCCACAACACACACUCUGGCAACCCUGGAGAAUCAGCUAAAGCGACAUGAUGAAAUGCUGAGUGUCCAUGAGAUCCGACUAGCCGACAUGGACCUGCGUUUCCAGGUGCUGGAGACGGCGAGUUACAACGGAACCCUGAUCUGGAAGAUCCGUGACUACAAGAGAAGGAAACAAGAAGCUGUGGGGGCAAAGACACUCUCGCUCUACUCGCAGCCAUUUUACACCGGUUACUUUGGAUACAAGAUGUGCGCCCGCGUCUACCUGAACGGAGACGGCAUGGGCAAGGGGACACACCUGUCCCUGUUCUUUGUGGUGAUGAGAGGCGAGUACGACGCCCUGCUGCCCUGGCCCUUCAAACAGAAGGUGACUCUAAUGCUCAUGGACCAGGGCCCGUUAAGGAAACACUUGGGCGAUGCCUUCAAGCCGGAUCCAAACAGCAGCAGCUUCAGGCGUCCUGCAGCUGAGAUGAACAUUGCCUCCGGCUGUCCUCUGUUUGUCUCUCAGAGUGUUCUUGAGACUGGCACCUACAUCAAAGACGACACCAUCUUCAUCAAGGUUACAGUGGAUACCUCUGACCUUCCUGAUCCGUGAGGACACCACCGCGCCGGUCAGAUUUGCUCACCUGCCCACGUCCAGUAGAGGAAAGGAUCAUGGGAAGGAUCAGUGAUAAUGAAGGAGUUGUGUCCAUCUGAGAGCAACAAUAGAAGGAUGGAACAGACCGGAGCAGCCAAUCAGUGAACUUUACAGAGAUCGGAAGGCAGGUCUUCUUCUGAUUGGCUGAUGUACUAAAGAACUAUAUAAGUUUAUGUGUGUGUGUGUGUGUGUGUGUGUGUGUGUGUGUGUGUGUGUGUGUGUGAGAAAAUAUCAGUGUUGCCAUGACUUCGUCAUGGUGUUAUCAGCCAGCAUGUCCUCCACAGUGAGACAUUGUUGCUGAUUACUGAUGCUGUGCAUCAAGUUUUACGUCCUGUUUAUUACCUGUUUACCAAAGUAUGCUGAGAAAUCCACUUCAUCCACAGAGUAGCUCAGCAGACCGGUAGAGACCAGCAGGAUCCACUACAAAAAAGUGAAGACUUGUAGGGCCCAGUGAGGUCCCGUAGGACCCAGUAUGAACCAGCAGAGCUAGUGUAAGAUUAACCAGAAUGAUGUCCAGUGUGUCAGUGGGGCAAUUCAUAGAUCCAAGUAGAAGUUUCCAGUAAAGAUGUCCCAGGAUCAGUUUCCAGUGUAAAUUCCCAGGAUAUGUUCCCAGUGCGUCCCAGUAUAGGUUCCCAGUAUGAGGUCCCAGUAGUUUCCCCGGUAUGCAUUGCCAGUAAUUUCCCAGUAUAUGUUCCCAUUAUGAGUUCCCAGUAAAAGUUUCCAAUAUGUGCCAGUAUGAGUUUGAAGUAGUUUCCAGUUUCUCCCAGUAUGAGUUGCCUGCAUUUCCCAACAUUGUAUUACAGUAUAAGUUCCCAGAAUGAGUUUCCAAUAUGACUUCCCAGUAUGGUUUUCCAGUUUAGGCUCCCAGUAUGUCUGUUGGGUUCCUCUGUGGUUUCUGAGUAUUUUCGGUGACAGAAUUUGAUUCAUUUGCACAGUUUAAAUGUUAAAAGUGACAAAAUAAAAUUGAAGAUCAAAUUGAUUUGUUAUUACACCACUUUUGGAAGUAGGAAUAGAAGAAGAAGAAACAGGACCUGUGACUUUUUUUUAUUUCCGUUGCACACUGGUAAAACAAUAUAAAACUAUAACAAACAAGUUGUAGGCAGAGGGAACUAUAUUAUAUAGUUGCACCUAAGAAAUAAAAAGACUUGACAUGAA